Messenger RNA from Zonotrichia albicollis (white-throated sparrow), 648 nucleotides. RefSeq names its product NADH:ubiquinone oxidoreductase subunit S6 (gene NDUFS6). The record is from RefSeq and is a predicted model, not a curated record. Lineage: Eukaryota; Metazoa; Chordata; Aves; Passeriformes; Passerellidae. Gene Ontology annotation, biological process: mitochondrial electron transport, NADH to ubiquinone. Gene Ontology annotation, cellular component: respiratory chain complex I.
AUGCUCGGCACCCUGCGAGGACAGCGCGCCGGUCAGGACACACGAUACCGCUGCCCGCUCACCCCGCGGAGAGCGCCGCUCCCCGCCCGCGGCCACGCGUCCCUCCCGCCGCCGGAAGCGCGCGCAGGAACCGGGGCGGGGCCAGGCCCACCCGGGAGUCACGUGGGCGGCGCGAAGGGGGCGCCCCCCGCCGCGACCUUCCGCUGGCUGCUGCCGCGGAGCCGCCCGCUGCUGGCCCGCCCGGGGCUGGCUGCCGCCGCUGCCGCCCGGCCCUAUGGUGUGCGGGCCUCCGACACCGGCGAGCUGGUGACACACACGGGGCAGGUAUAUGAUGAGAAGGAUUAUAGAAGAGUUAGAUUUGUUGGACGACAAAAGGAGGUGAACAAGAAUUUUGCAAUUGAUUUGAUAGCAGAGCAGCCUGUGAGUCAAGUUGAAAGCAGAGUGAUCUCAUGCGAUGGUGGUGGUGGAGCUUUGGGACAUCCCAAAGUAUACAUCAACUUGGACAAAGAGACAAAGACCGGAACAUGUGGAUACUGUGGACUUCAGUUUAAACAGAAGCAUCACUGAAUGAUCAUCGCUGUGUGCUUGCAGAUUUCUGUUCCGAUGUUAACGUUCAACUAUAAAUAAACAAAAGAUUUAGAAAGCCAA